Oppiella nova is the source of this 1030-nucleotide messenger RNA. Lineage: Eukaryota; Metazoa; Arthropoda; Arachnida; Sarcoptiformes; Oppiidae. The record is from the annotation of a GenBank genome assembly.
ACUAUAGCCGCAAACCCCGCCAAAUACCAGGAGUUUGUCGAUACGUUUGGCACCCAUUACUUUGACAGCGCUUUCUUCGGCGGAUUUGUUCAGCAGUCGAUUGAAUUGUCAUCAAAUCUGAACCUAAAGAUGUCUGAGAAGGACAUCAAAGUGAACGCCGAGGCCUCCUUCCUAUCAGUCGUCAAAAUAAAGGGCGGUUACUCUGGAGAGGACAAGAAUGUGACCCAAGAGUUCAAACAAAACUCGGAAGUCUUCACAGCAUUCUAUGGGGGAAAGGCUAACCUCUUGAAAGACAACAACUCGUGGGCCCAGUGGUGGGAAACGGUGCCGAGAGAUCCCUGGCUGUUUGGCGGCAAUCUUAAGCCAAUCGACAAUCUGAUCGAAGGUGCGAAGAAGCCUCAAGUGGCGGAAGCCGUGAGAGUCAAACUCGACAAGUCUUUCCUCGAGGAGACCAAACAAGAGCUGAUUUUAUUCAAGAAGUUCUCUCCCGUUUCGGUCGACUCAUACGUCGCCUCAAUUGACAAACUGUUGACCCAAAGCAUCCCCACUCACGACGACGUCAAGGCUGUCAAGCAAUCGGUGGCAGACUUUUUGGCCAAAGAGACGGCAAAACUGGACAAAGCAUUCCUCAAUGGUUUGGAACAGUCUCUGCAAUCCGUUCAAAAUACUGAGCUCUUCUGCAAACGAGUAAUCGCCGAGAAGUGUAUGCCUGACCGCUUGGCAGACGUGGAAAAGAGUAUAGAAGAUGGCGAACAACUGUUUAAUAAAGCGGAUCAGCUCAAGAACACCGACAUUCCCAACAGGGAUCAGUUCAAAGAGGUGUCGCGUAAUGUCGAGAAAUAUAUCUACACUCAGAAACACGAGAAGAUCGGCGAAUGCAGUGAAAAGGUUUUCUGCAAUUCAUGCAAAAUAACUGAAGCGACGGUCACUCAUAAAGACAAAUGCAAUUCACAAGAAAUCAAAGAUUUGCUUAAUAUUCACGACUAAAUUAAAUAAUAGUUAAACUACUAAGUUAUUUAACAUUUAAAAC